This is a messenger RNA of Moneuplotes crassus, 1725 nucleotides long. NCBI's taxonomy places the organism in Eukaryota, Ciliophora, Spirotrichea, Euplotida, Euplotidae. The record is from the annotation of a GenBank genome assembly.
AUGGAAGAUACCAAUUCAACAGACCCUACAGACCAGAGGAAGGAUAACUCCUCAAAAGAAGGGCUAAGCUUCAGCGAAGUUGAUAGCUCGAAUGAGUCGGGUCAAUCAGAGAGCUCCUUCUCUCUCCACACAGAGUCCAAUACUGGUACUAACGACCCUAACACAGAAGGCGAUGCCAAAAAUAGCCUCAUUGUUAAGGAAGAAGACCUUGUCAAUAGUCACGACUUAGAAGAAGUUAUACAAUCUGAUAAAACCCAGAAGGUAGACUCUCCUUCACCUGAAAGAUUUCAAGCAAAGGAAGGCGAAGCUUCAGAAUCAAGCUUCAACAUCAGUGGGGAAUCCUCUGCUCAGGACAGUAUUUUGAAAGACGAGCUGGAGAAAAAUAUGGUUACUAAGGAGGAAACCCUCGAAGCUGAAAACACACACUCUACGCUUGAGUUCUCAGAUGACAAUUCAGACCAGCUAUCUAUCUCUAAUAAGAUGAGUGACCUAGGAAGUGUCACUACAGACUCAAAAGUGAAAUCUACUUCUGAGAACUUCACCCUUAAAUCGGAUGUCAAAAAUACCAUCAUUGAGGAAGAGGCUAAAAAUAAAGUCUCUGAUUAUGCCAUGAGCAUUGACGACGAUAUCAAGAGCGAGUAUACUAAGGAAGAAAUCCAAGAUAUUGUUAAAGCUCUCAGAGAAGAAUUUCAUCAUGCAAUGGAAGAAUUAGAGGAAGCAAAGUCUUUUCCAGAAACCUUGCUUCGCCCAGAUGGCCAUCCUUGCUGCAAUCUCCAUGUGGUCAUUGAACAAAUUGCUAAAUAUUACGAUUUAAUGGUUAAUAGUGAUGCUUACUUCAAGAAGGAAAUUGGUGUCAUGAAAGGUGGCAAAGAAGGAGAAGGCCAAAUGCAGUCCCUCAUCUGUAAAGUCGUCAAUAAUUACAGAUAUUUAUACAAUAUCGCUAAACUCAUCAAACUUGAUCAAGAAAUAAUCGAUAGAUAUGAUACAAGGAUGGAUCAAUAUGAUCAAAAGACGAUUCUACUAACGUGGAAAGAUAUCGAUUGAAACAAAAUCCAAGGAGGAGCAAGCACUGUAUUAAAUGCAAUCAAACUAAAUGAUGAGUGUAACACUGAAGUAACCCUCUGGAACUGUUGGGUAAUCAAGGACCACCAUCUCGAAGAUUACGAGCUUGAAGAAAACUUCACUUAUGCUUCUAUUAACUUCAGAAAGUUUGACAAGGAAGGAUAUCAGGCCUUUGAACGUAUCAAUAUGAAACUGCUGAGUAUCUUUACUCCAUUGAUAGAGAACAAAUUUACAAUUUCUGGAGCAACCAUUUCACUCAACCAGAUACUUGAGAUCUUAGAGACUGAAGGUGAAUUUGAAAUCCUUAAGUUCUAUAAUUGCAACAUUUGAUGCACUCCUGUGGAAGACUCGACACCUCCAGUAGUCCAUCCACAGUUAAAAAUCAAGGUCUUUGAAUGUAACACAAACACUUUGAAAUCUGAAGAUGGACUAACUAAUGCUUCCCCAGAGGAGAAGACACAAUUUUUGAAUUGCCUCAAUUCUACUUUUGCCAAUAUUCCCCAAUUGGAGAAAGUGGAAGUCAUGAUGUGCACAGGCUUAGAUGACACUGAACUCAGAAUUUGCUAAAAGACACUAAUACUAGCUAUGCCAUCAAUAGUAUUUGUAUGAUGGACUAAUAACCCAAAUUCCUCAGAAUUAUAUUUUUACGAGCUAAAAAUUCAA